AUGUCAGCAGAAAUCCCCGACCUUCGUAUCUACGCUACCGUAUUCUAUUCCGAUCGUUCUUUACAGUACCGGGCUACUGUAUUCGUGUAUCUUUUAGCAACACAAUUGAAUUUUCUACUGCUUUAUUUAAUUUGGGCACAAUCAAAACCUGAACGAGUUUCCAUUAAAGUUUUGCCAUUUUGGUAUCAUAUGUCGUUGUAUUCGUGUGAAGUUCAGCUAGGCGUUUUUGGAGGAAUGGUCACUUUAUACCCAUUCGCAGCGGCUUAUUCUCAGGGUUUGCUGAAAAAUUAUUUUGAUACGUUUACCCUGUUUGAAAUGGAAAAUUUUGUGAGAAUCAAAUAUCCGAACAAUUUACAAAUCUUGGACCAUCCUGGAUUUUUUAUUUUUACCAAUUCCAAAAAUGAAAGAUUGACUUACUUUGGAUUAUUUGGAUCGGUAGCUUUCAUACUUUUGUCAAUUAUAAUGUGUAGUUUAACCACAAUAUCCACUAUAUUAAAUUUGCAAACAAUUUUCAACGACCCAUCGGAAGAUUCUAGAAUUCAGAAUUUAUUUGCAUACUCAUUUUUAUGCGGUACUACAAUUCCUGCUCAACUUUCAAUGAUUUGGAGGAAUCCAGCCUAA
Messenger RNA from Caenorhabditis briggsae, 621 nucleotides. Bases 1 to 621 code for a protein of 206 amino acids. NCBI's taxonomy places the organism in Eukaryota, Metazoa, Nematoda, Chromadorea, Rhabditida, Rhabditidae. The record is from RefSeq and is a predicted model, not a curated record. The transcript has 3 exons.